Molecule: messenger RNA, 2070 nt
Organism: Penicillium griseofulvum
Lineage: Eukaryota; Fungi; Ascomycota; Eurotiomycetes; Eurotiales; Aspergillaceae
Product: Acyl-CoA oxidase
Exons: 6
Coding region: 1-2070 (689 amino acids)
Biological process (GO): fatty acid beta-oxidation using acyl-CoA oxidase; lipid homeostasis
Cellular component (GO): peroxisome
Molecular function (GO): fatty acid binding; FAD binding; acyl-CoA oxidase activity
Source: RefSeq, a predicted model, not a curated record
AUGCCUGAUUUCACGGAUAACCUUCGCCCAAGCCAACCAGAUGGGCCAACGACACUAGCUCGCGAGCGUCAACAAUCUAAUAUCUCAACUCAGGAAUUAGGCCAACAUUUAUUGGCUUCAGAUGGAUUUCUAGAACGACAAGCUCAGAUCUUGCCCAUCAUACAACAAGACCCACUCUUCUCCAAAGACCAGCAACAAAACCUCUCUAGACCGGAAAGAUUCAAGCUAGGAGUUGCGCGCGCAAAGCUAUUACGCCGAAUGAGAGACAAGCUCAAAUGGAGCUACCUAGACUACCAAAUGGCCGAGUACCUGGUCGACGACGUGUCGCCUUACUUCCUGCACAUGGAGAUGUUCAUCACGACCAUCCGCGAACAGGCCAGUGAGGAACAGCGCGCCUACUGGCUUCCCUUGACCGAGUCUUGGAAGAUCAUUGGUGCGUACGCACAGACAGAACUUGGACACGGGAGCAAUGUCCGUGGCUUGGAGCUUGAAGCGCGUUGGGAUAGCCGAACCAAGGAGUUCGUGCUGCAUAGUCCAACUCUUACGGCGAGCAAAUGGUGGAAUGGCAGUUUGGGUCGUUUAGCCAACCACGCCAUUGUAGUUGCGCAGUUAUUACUCCCGGAUCCUAGCUCUCCGGAUAAAUACAUUUCUCACGGUCCUCACCCGUUCAUUGUGCAGGUGCGGGAUAUGAAGACACAUCAACCUUUGAAUGGGAUUAUUGUUGGAGACAUUGGGCCGAAAUACGGCUAUGCUACCAUGGACAAUGCGUACAUGCUGUUUGACCAGUUCAGAAUCCCACACUCUGCUAUGUUAUCACGAUACUCAAAUGUCGACCCCAACACAGGAGCUUAUACCAAGCCAGCACAACCAGCUUUAAUCUAUGGAUCUCUGACCUAUGUACGGGCGAACAUGGUGCACCGCGCCCGACUCGUCCUCGCACGUGCAGUCACUGUAGCAGUGCGGUACAGCAGCGUGCGACGGCAGUUCCAAGACCGAGACGGCGAUAAGAAGGGGCCUGAGAUGUCUGUUUUGGACUAUCCGACUGUCCAAAUUCGCAUCCUGCCUCUCCUUGCCACGACCUUUGCACUUCACUACACAGGCCUUGCCAUGCAGGAAGUGUACAGAAACGCACGACAGGAUAUCGAGAAGGGGAAUUUUAAUUCUUUGGCUCAUAUGCACAGUAUGUCAUCUGGACUGAAGAGUCUGUGCACUAUCCUGGCAGCGGAUGGAAUUGAGACAUGUCGACGUGCCAUGGGUGGGCAUGGAUUUGGUGGUGGGAGUGGCUUGAUCCAGGUCAACAAUGAUUACCUCUCUAAGCCAACUGUCGAGGGUGAUAACUGGAUGAUUACGCAGCAAGUUGCGGCGUAUCUGAUCAAGAAGAUGACUGCUGCUGUGAAGUCGCCUGAUACUCUCGGUGUUGAUGAGACUGAGGCUCAUUUCAAAGAGUUCAUUCGCAACAAGCGCUCCCCCGGAGUAGAAAAGCGGACUUACGAUGUUCUGAACAGCGAUUUGGAUAUUGUUAAGAGCUUUGAGCUGAGGGCAACUGCUAUGGCAUACGACGCAUACGAACAAAGAGUGAUCAAAAAGCAGAACUGGAACAGCCUUCUGAUCCAGCUUCACAAACUAAGUCGAGCACAAUCGGAAUCAAUCAUCGUCGCGACCUUCUUCAAUGCCCUAUCCAAUGAUAAAACACUAUCAGCACCCAUCAAAACCGUGCUAUGGGACUGUUACCGACUGUUCGCAUUGUACAGCAUGGAGAACGAAAGCUUCGAAUUUUUCCGCUCCAACGCUGUCUCCCAAGCAGAUUUGAAUAGCCUAGCUAGUCGAGUCCAAGACCUAAUGGCGCGUAUCCGACCCCAUGCCGUGAAACUGGUUGACUCAUGGAUGAUUCCUGAUUAUUUAUUGGACAGUGCGCUGGGCCGAUAUGAUGGUCGUGUGUACGAGGAUCUAUUUAACCGCGCUCAUCGGUUAAACCCACUGAACCGGAUUACUUUCAACCCGAAUUAUUGGGAGGAUGAGAUUGUUAAGGGGAGUGGCGAUAAUGGGGGUAGCAUCUUGUCGAAGUUGUAG